Messenger RNA from Rhea pennata, 1278 nucleotides. It is a transcript of the gene CD2, whose product is annotated as CD2 molecule. NCBI's taxonomy places the organism in Eukaryota, Metazoa, Chordata, Aves, Rheiformes, Rheidae. The record is from RefSeq and is a predicted model, not a curated record. The transcript is spliced from 5 exons. Bases 10 to 933 code for a protein of 307 amino acids.
ACCCUGAAAAUGAACUUCAGGAGGAUUUUCCUAGUCAACUGCUUGCUGCUUUUAUUUCCCAGUGUAAAAUGUGCUGUCACCAAAUGGAUUUAUGUGGCAGUGAAUGACUCGGUGGUUCUUAGUGUUGCUGCUGCUGGGAGCAUACAUGAAGUAACGUGGUUAAGAGACAAGAAAUUACUUCAGAUAAAAGAUGGGAAAAUCAAAUAUUACGUUAACAAGGACGAAUGCAGAUGUAAGAUACUCCUGAAUGGGACUCUGCAAAUCCAGCAGCUGAUGAAAAGUGACGGCGGAAAGUACGCAGUCCUUGUUUAUGACCGGGAUGGGAAGCUUAAGGCAGAAGAGGAUAUAAUGCUCAUUGUUCAGGAACCUGUCCCUCAGCCAAACCUUCGUGUUGACUGUAUUAAUAAAUCCGUAUUGGUGACAUGUGAGGGGAAGCAGAAGACUGAGGACCAUAUGUUUAUGAUAGAGGUGAUGCAAGAUAAAAUCAAAAAAAUCCAAAAGAACGCGACAAAGGUGGAAUUUCAUACACGUUAUUCUGGGACAUUCAGAUGUGUGUUGAAGAACCAAGUCAGUGAAAAAACAGCUGAGAAGAAAAUCAAGUGUUCAGGCCAGCUGGACCUUUAUCUCAUCUUAAGCAUAGUAGGAGGCGUAAUCUUUGUCGUCUUCAUGAUUUUGCUUAUUUAUUGUAUCAGGAAGAAGAGAACAGAAAGGCUUGAAGAAGAUGAUGAGGAGAGAAUGAAGCAAAUUCGCCAAGUGGACACAGAAAUGAUGGUCCGGGAGCUCCCUCAGCCUCCAUCCAACCCUCCCGUGAAGCAGCCGCGUGUGCAGCAGAGGCCUCUGCCACAGCCACAGAUGCAGCAGCAAGCAGUGCCCCCACGGCCCAGGCCACGCACUCAGCAGCAAACUCCAAACCGCACAAGGGAAAGACCUUAAAUGGCUGCCCUGGGCAUGAUGGAGGACUCUUCGCACCAUGAUUCACUGGAAAAAGAAAGUUUCUAAAGUCAGCAACCCCUCCUGCCCUAGGCUUGCAUAAUGCUUAGCUAUGAAAUGGCGGCUUUGGUUGCAGAAAACUAGAGAGUGCAUCAAAUGACUCCAGGUGGAGGAGAUUCAUAGUGAUGGAGGUUCAUACCUUUGGCUAUUUUUCUUCAAGUGACUCCAGGCUAGGGUAUGGAGCACUGAGCCUUGAAAUCUGUGUCUUUCUAUAAUUCACUUGUUUUUAUUGCACCUCAUUGUCUUCCUGUUUUUUGGAUGGAUUAUAUCAAGAAGGAUCUAAAGCUC